Megalobrama amblycephala (Wuchang bream) is the source of this 3591-nucleotide messenger RNA. RefSeq names its product coiled-coil and C2 domain containing 1A (gene cc2d1a). The coding region runs from base 189 to 3167 and encodes 992 amino acids. Gene Ontology annotation, biological process: regulation of transcription by RNA polymerase II. The record is from RefSeq and is a predicted model, not a curated record. Gene Ontology annotation, molecular function: RNA polymerase II cis-regulatory region sequence-specific DNA binding; DNA-binding transcription repressor activity, RNA polymerase II-specific. Gene Ontology annotation, cellular component: nucleus. The transcript is spliced from 29 exons. Lineage: Eukaryota; Metazoa; Chordata; Actinopteri; Cypriniformes; Xenocyprididae.
GGCGAAAAGCAGGAAGUGCUGAAUUGUCAUUGACAGCAGUGCAGAUUUGUGUUUACCUCUGUAUUUAUGAAACUCUAGUGCAAAAACUUUGUGACAGACAGCUUGUUCUUCUCAACGGAACAGAUAGUGACCACGUAACCCGCCCUCGGAGGAACAUAUGAUCGAGGUUUGAGGGAACUGCGGAGAAAAUGAGUCGAAGCCGGAACCCCCCACAGAAGGGCCAGGGGGCCGCCAGGGCCAAACAGAUGGGACUGCUGUUGGAUUUGGCUCCUGAUGGUGGGCUGGAUGACUCUGGAGGAAAUGAGGAGGAGCUAGAGGCAGAGCUUCUGGCCUUGAUGGGAGGAGGAGGGAGAGGCGGACCAGCGGGCAGGAAGCCUGGAGGAAAAGCUCCGGUUCCCAUGGAGGACAUUGAGAGGAUGGCAGCUCUUUGUAUGAAAGACCUGGACGAGGACGGAGACGAUGACGGUGAUUUGGAGAAUGAUGCUGAUCUCUUGGCCGAGCUGAAUGAGGUGUUGGAAGACGAGGAGCAAGUGGUCAGGAAACCCCCUCCGUCACCAGCACCUCCUCAACGCUCAAAUGCAGCGCCCCAGUCCACAGCCAGCCUGGAGUCCCGCCUGCAAGAGCGGUUAGACAUGUACCAAACAGCCAUUACCAACGCCAAGGCUGCGGGAGAGACCAGCAAAGCACGGCGAUACGACCGCGGACUGAAGACUCUACAGUCUAUGCUGACAUCAGUUAAAAAGGGGAAACCCAUCAAUGAAGAUGAGAUUCCUCCUCCUGUGGCCACUGGUGGAAAACCCUCCGCUGCGCCGCAGGCCGAGCCAAUCAGAGAGCAAGAGAAACCUGCUCCAGCAAACACGCCACCGCAGACGGCUAACGUGAAGCCAGUCGCUCCACCCAAACCUCAGCUGCUACAGCCUCCAUCAGCGAGACCAAUGGCCGUAACACCUGAUACACCAGCCAUAUCGCCCCUCACGCCCAGCCAGCCCAACGCACAGCACUCAGAGCUCAAAGCGAGUAUAUUGAGCAGACAGAGAGAGUAUAAGCUGGCAGCCAUAAAGGCCAAACAGAGCGGAAACACUGACCAAGCCAAACAACUCUACCAAGUGUCCAAGAGGUUAGACUCACUGCUGGAGACGGUUGACCAAGGGGUGAUUGUUGACAUCAGCUCACUGCCGCCUCCUCCUGCUGAGGUCGAAGUGCCACGUUCAAACCCUCCCCAGCUGUCCUCUAAACCAGCCGCCCCUCCUGCUGCACCCGCUGCUGCCCCAGACACAGUUCUCUCUGCUCCCCGGAGCGUCGCCGAGGCCUUACAGCAGCGCAUGGACAAAUACAAAGAAGCUGCGGAGAGCGCCAAGAGCAAAGGAGAUGACCGCAAAGCACGCAUGCACCAGCGCAUAGUCAAGCAAUAUCAAGAUGCCAUUAAAGCUCAUAAAGCAGGACGGCCUGUGAAUUUGGCAGAACUUCCUGUUCCACCAGGUUGUCCUCCACUGCAGGGCACCGAGGGAGGCAACCAGAACUUUAUGGGUGUCCUGGAGACAGCCAUGAAACUGGCCAAUCAGGAUGCAGAUGCUGACGCGGAUGAAGACGAGGAGCCACAAAAGGUAGCGUCAAAGCCAUCAGCUCAGCCUGCCGUUCAGAAAUCAAGAGCUCCCGCUCCUCCGAAAGCCCCGUCCACCGCAGGGACGCCCACUGGCUCCACAAACGCCCCCAAACCAGGAGGGAAAGCCCAGCAGCAGCUGGAUUUCCUGACGAUGCGCAGGCAGCAGUUUGUGAAGGCGGCGCUGCGCUCUAAAGAGAUGAAGGACAUGCAGGGCGCUGCACAGCACCUCAGAAAUGCUAAAGGCAUGGAUUCCAUGAUCAAUGCCGCCAAGGCCGGACUUCCUGUUGACAUCACCAAGGUGCCAGGCGCUCCGGUCAGUGAGGAGGACUACAGACUGUCUCAGUCUCGCUCGUCGGCCGUGUCUCCGCGCUCGGCUGAGCAGUACACACAGCUCAUGGGACAGCUCAAACAGCAGCACGAGAAAUGCCUGGAAUACUCCCAGCAGUUCACUCAUAUGGGGAAUGUAGCAGAAACUGCCAGGUUUGAGAAGCUGGCAGAGGAAUGCAUGAGUAAUAUUGAAAUACUGAAGAAAGCUCAUGCCAAAGGCCGAUCAGUACCCAAGUACCACACAGAGGAGCGCACCUUCAACUCUUUCAAGAUCUUUCCUAACCUGACAUCCAGUGACAUGGUACUGACCAUCGUGAAAGGAAUCAACCUGCCCGCUCCUCCAGGAGUUUCCGCCAACGAUCUGGAUGCAAGUGUGCGUUUUGAGUUUCCGUUCCCCAGUGCGGAAGAAGCUCAGAGGGACAAAACCAGCACUGUGAAAAACACCAACUGUCCAGAGUUUAAAGAGCAGUUCAAGCUGAACAUCAAGCGAGAUCACAGAGGCUUUAAGAGGGUCGUUCAGGCCAAAGGCAUCAAGUUUGAAAUCAUACACAAAGGCGGUCUCUUCAAGACGGAUAAAGUGGUGGGAAGCGCUCAGCUAAAGCUAGAAGCCCUGGAGAACCAGUGUGAGAUCCGAGAGAUCAUAGACGUGUUGGACGGACGGAAGGCGACGGGAGGGAAGCUGGAGGUGCGUGUGAAGAUCCGGGAGCCGCUGGGUGGAGUUCAGCUGCAGUCGGUGACGGAGAAAUGGCUCGUCAUCGACCCGCUCACACCUUCGCCUGAGAAAGAGCGAAAGCAGGACAAGAACAAGGAAAAAGAGCGGCAAGCACCCUCUCCAAGAUCCAAACCCCAAAACGAUCAUGACAGGAACUUUAAACCCAGCUCGUCUCCUCCGCAGUAUAAAAUGCACAGCUUCAGCCUGCUUCACCACGACAAAGAGAGGCUGGAGUGGAAGAUCAGUGAUUAUAAGAAGAACAGACGAGAUCCGUCAGAGCUGAUCAAGCAGCACAUGGACGUCUGUCAUCGACUGCAGUGGCAGAAAUCAUACCUGGAGAAACAUCCGGCAGCACUGACAGAAUAUGAAAAUGUGCUGCGGAAGUUCGUUCACGGUCUCUCCGAUUCAGUGAAAACAUUUUCCAGCCAAGGCAACAGGGAUGCAGCGAAAGACGCGCUCGGCCGACUGAAGAUGGUGGAGAACGAGCUGGAGUCCGUCAGGAAGAAACGCGCUGUCAGAGAGUGAAGAAAACUGUUCACACACUUCUGAAAUUAUGGGAAUAUAAAUGAAUCAUGACAGAUGUAAAGGAGCUGCAGAGGGAAACACUACACAUACACACACCGAAGCGCUUUUUGCGUUGCUGCACUUCAUUACUCUGAGGUUCAAACCAUCAGAACACUGCUCGUCUUCUGUAAGGACAGACGUCUGAAUGUUUCCAGUGAGAUCAGACUCCUCUCACCUCAUGAAAAAAUGAAGAUAAAUCAUAGACUAUAGGGGGAAUCUCACAAAAACCCAUCAAGAACAUGGCUGGGUCAUCUUUCAGACCAAAAUCAAAAGAUUUGAAAUUAUAUUUUGGAUAAAGCAAAUUUUCUCUUUACCAUUAUGAUUUUCUUUUCUUUUUUUUUUUUUUGCAUUGUGACUUUUUUAAUAAUAAUUAAGCACAUUUAAA